Daucus carota subsp. sativus is the source of this 966-nucleotide messenger RNA. RefSeq lists its product as uncharacterized. The coding region runs from base 289 to 816 and encodes 175 amino acids. Gene Ontology annotation, molecular function: protein binding. The record is from RefSeq and is a predicted model, not a curated record. The transcript is spliced from 7 exons. Lineage: Eukaryota; Viridiplantae; Streptophyta; Magnoliopsida; Apiales; Apiaceae.
CCUCACCCCUGUUAACCCCUCCUCACGUAAAACAACCAUCAACUACCCCUGCCACUCCAUUCCAUUCAAUCUGCUCCUUCUAUUCGAUUCAACCCCCUACUCUCAAUUUGAAUAAAAUCCACUCCACCGCGCACACUCCACUCCGCUCCGCUGAAUUGGAUUGCUCUGGUUAGGGCUGUGAUUUGCUCUGGUUAGGCUUUGAAUAGCUCUGCUCUGCUCGCUAAAUUCAAGGGUGGAACAUAUUAGAGUCAAUUAGGUUUUCAGGUUUUGAGCUUAAAGCGAGAGUGGAUGUUUACUAAUAAUAGGAGACAAGAAGAGCGUACCGGAAAAUAUGGAACUCCAAGAGUGCAGUAUCUUCAAGAUUUGGUGACUCAGUUUCAGAAUGCUUCAAGUGAAGAGACAAAAGAAAGAAUUGCUGCCAAUUUAGCGAACUUUGCAUAUGAUCCUUACAAUUACACCUAUUUACGCCAGCUUAAUGUUUUGGAACUUUUCCUAGACUGCAUAACAGAGCCCAAUGAGAAGCUUGUAGAGUUUGGUGUUGGCGGCAUUUGCAAUUCUUGUGUUGAUCCUUCAAAUGCGGCAGUAGUCGCUCAAUGCAAUGGAAUUCCGCUUAUCAUCAAGUGUUUAUCAAGUCCUGUCAGAAAUACUGUUAAUUAUGCUAUCGCGGCGCUCUACUAUAUCUGUGAUGAAUCAAACCAGGAAAAUGUUCUGAAACCAGAAGUGGUGGAUGUCGUUAGAAGGUAUGCUGCAGCCAGUUCAAUUAGUGUGAGCUUCAGAAAUCUAGCUCAGGCAUUUUUGGACAAGCAUGUCCGAUAGGCACGGAGACACAAGUGUGAACUAGUUUGAAGCUUGCAAGUAUGUCUGUCUUUUAAGUUGAAACUUGUAAGUAAAAUUUCAUUGGCUGAGAAUAGAGGCCAUAAAGCUGAAACUCAAACUCCAGUUUCCAUCACAAGUAUUAUUUUCUCA